Scutellospora calospora is the source of this 1320-nucleotide messenger RNA. The record is from the annotation of a GenBank genome assembly. NCBI's taxonomy places the organism in Eukaryota, Fungi, Glomeromycota, Glomeromycetes, Diversisporales, Gigasporaceae.
AUGUUAAAACACAAUAUAUGGAUUACACUUUUAACAACGCUUCUCAUUGCAAUUAUCUCGAUAAUGCGAUCCAUAGAAGCUCUUCCCUUAAAAUUACGUUCUUCUACCUUGCCACCCUCCGUGGCGACGGCUCCUCCCGUGACGCCCUUAUCGGGUAUGAAUGCUCCCCCUCCCACUACUGUGAAUCCAAAGUUUGGUGUUUCGCCAAAGAAUCCUCAGUACCAACAACCUCCUUCCGAAAAAAGUAAUCCUAUUGCUACGAAUACUAACCUUCCCGUUAAUUCCGUACCGUUGCCUGCCACACCAACGGAGGAGGUGAAUACGGCACCCGGACAUAUUGCUCGAUCCGCCGAAAUACCUACUAAUAAUCUACACAAUCAAAACUUUGUACCAUUUAUGUACAAACGCGCUAAUAAUGCGUAUAGGAUUCCUUAUAAUAUUCAUAAAAGAAGUUUUAUUCCGAAUUUUGGUAUGAUGUAUCAUAAUAACCCUUUGUAUAGGCGUAAUAGUGGUCCGUUAAUUCCUAUUCUUGGUGGUGAAGAAGCUGAAUUACUUUGUGGAAUCGUUGCGCAAUGGCGUCGAAAAUUAUUGCCAAUAACUUCAGUAACAUCUUCAUUUUUAAUAAAAAAAUUAUGUGAUGUCGGUGCUCAUCAUUCUGCAUUUAAUAUGUUAGCUGAUAGAUCAAAGUAUGCUCUAAAACCGAAUAUUGAUAUGUUUAGAUUAAUUAUGUUAGCUUAUGAAAAUGAACUUGUUGAGAGUACACAAAAUAUAGAAAAUACUAACAAAAGUAUUGAGAGUACACAAAACAUAGAAAAUUAUAACAAAGAUGUUGAAAGUACACAAAACAUAGAAAAUACCAACAAAGAUAUUGAGAGUACACAAAACAUUGAAAAUGAUAAUAAAAGUGUUGCUGAAUUAGUAUUAGAUGACUUAUACAGAACUUUUGGUUUAAUGCCAUAUUAUGAUGUACCACAAUUUGAUGUACAUCUUUAUACAAUCAUGUUAUCAGCAUCUAUGAAAAUAGGAUCAUGGAAAUUAUGUGACGAAGUAGGUAGAGAACUUAUGGACCAUUUAAAUAAUUUAUAUGAAGAUGAUAAAGGAAUGUUUGAAGAGUAUGAUGAUGAAAUAAGGAUAUCACGGUUAAAAUCAUGCUUAAAUGGACUAAAAAUAUUAGAAGAAUGGUUUAGAGAAGGAAAAAUAAUAACGGAAAAGUGGUUUGGAGAAAAUGAGAAAUCGACAUUUGGGGAUAAACUUAAGGUUUUACAAGAACGAUGGAAAAAUGAAAUAGAAAAGUUACGAAAAAAAGGGGCAUCCAUGUGA